GAUAAAACUAAAAUCGAACACGAGUUUGAGUUGUUACGUAUCUGUGUACAGGUACAAUAAAAGCUUUUUGUCGUGCGCAAAUUUGACUUAAGUGAUCGAUUGCGACUUUUCAAUAUUACCAGACAAUUUCAAAAAAUGUGUGUUGGAAGAGUUCCUAAUAGUGAAAUUGAGGUUGAAAAGUAUCCAACGAUGUUGAAAGUAGAUAAUUCAAUUCAAGUGCCAGCUGUAAUUGAAAAGGUAUUUCCUGAAAAAAAUGGAAAUACUUUAAAAGAAGAUGCGGUGUUAUCUCAGGAUGCGUUAGCUGUGAUGACUAUUUGGACCAAAGAAGCGCUUUUUACUUUAAGUGAUUACGUUAAGUCUCUUAGUGAUACCACGGCAUAUAGAAUUUUAUGCCAUACCACCCAGCCAGCCCAUUUAGUCACGUCUCUGGCAGUGCUUUACGUAGCAUUUCUUUGCCUAUCUAAUAAAUCAACAGUUGCAACUUUGUCGCCGCUAUGGACCCUAGUAUAUUUAGGCUCCUUCAGUGCGCACUUUGGAGCCCAAAUUUGGAUGACUUUUGUGUCCGGAUUGGCUCUUUAUUUCUCCUUGCCUCGACAUACCUUUGGAAGUGUGCAGAAAGUACUUUUUCCAAAGUAUUUCUUGCUGAAUGCUCUCCUCAGUCUCAUAACUUUGGCCGUCUUCUUAAGAGUCAAGAAAAAUGAACUUAACACUAUGGAAAUUGGAGUUCAGGCGUUUGCAAUGACCCUUUGCUUUCUCACUGAAUUGGUGAUUUUCCUCUACUUGACUCCGCCGCUACUUGCCCUAAUGUCUACCAAAAUUGCGAUCGAAAAAGAAGCCGGAAUCGGUUUAGAAGUAGGAAAACUUGAACCUGGAAAACUUCUAAAGUGCCCGCACUAUGUAAAAAUUCACCAGGCUUUUAGAAAAGUUCAUAUGUCAAUUGCAAUGGGAAAUGUUUUUACAAUGGCGUGUACGACAUUACAUCUAUAUUAUUUAUCAUGUAAACUAUGUGCUCUAAGCUUGUAAAUAUUAUUUAUUUAUUUAUUUACUUUUAAGUAGGCAGAUCCGAAAUAUUAGUGGCUAAGAAAAUAUUUAUUUCCUAGUUAAGUUAGGGCAUAAUUUUAGAUUCAAAAUCAGUAUUAUGUACGUUUUUGUACACACUAUUUAUGUUCCUUUCUUUCUCAAAAGACAAAUUAAUUAAGUGUUUUCUAAUAAAAAAAAAACGGUUA
Messenger RNA from Dendroctonus ponderosae (mountain pine beetle), 1226 nucleotides. RefSeq names its product transmembrane protein 205. The record is from RefSeq and is a predicted model, not a curated record. The transcript has 3 exons. Lineage: Eukaryota; Metazoa; Arthropoda; Insecta; Coleoptera; Curculionidae. The coding region runs from base 136 to 1023 and encodes 295 amino acids.